Messenger RNA from Hyaloscypha bicolor E, 1643 nucleotides. Its product is annotated as FAD dependent oxidoreductase. NCBI's taxonomy places the organism in Eukaryota, Fungi, Ascomycota, Leotiomycetes, Helotiales, Hyaloscyphaceae. Bases 1 to 1371 code for a protein of 456 amino acids. Gene Ontology annotation, cellular component: cytoplasm. The record is from RefSeq and is a predicted model, not a curated record. The transcript has 3 exons. Gene Ontology annotation, molecular function: oxidoreductase activity.
AUGGACAAUCUUGAUCCAUUUUUCUUUGCAUCUCGGACUUUUCCGUGCCAAGGCUCCACUCUCCCAUUUUGGAGAACAGAGCUUCACGAGCUGGAUAGCCAUCAUUCAACAGAACAGCUUCCCGAGUCAUGCGAUGUUCUGAUCAUUGGCGGGAGCCAUGCUGGCAUUGCUGCCGCAUACCAUCUUCUCUGUGGAGAUGAAUCGAGUACAAGUCCAAAGCCUUCAAUUGUCCUUGCAGAAGCAAGACAGGCAUGCAGUGGCCAUCUUCGUCCUUCAGUCUACUCUCGGAUUCCCAAGUACACAAAGCAAUUCGGACUGGAAGCCGCAGUCGAAGUAGCAGACUUCGAAUUCGAUCACGUGGCCGCAAUUGCUACCCUCGUCGAGAAAGGAAAGAUCGACUGUGACUUCACAUUAACUCGAUCAUUCGACGUUUACACCGACAAGGGAGAAGCAGAGACAGCAAAGAGGCAUUGUGAUGAAUUCAAGGAAGCCGGAAUAGCCAAAAACACCAUGAAUGAUCUUGUUUGGACCGAAGCCGAGCACGCUGAGGAGGUAUCAGGCGUCAAAAACUGCAUUGGCUGCUUCUCAUUCACAGCAGCCCAUCUUUGGCCUUACAAACUAAUGAUGCACCUCCUCGCCAGCGCCGUCUCCAGCGGUCUAAACCUCCAAACCCACACCCUAAUCCUCUCCAUCUCUCCCUCUACCUCCCUCCCGGGAAAGUGGACAGCAACCACCCCCCGCGGCAGUAUCACCGCCUCAAAAGUAAUCUUCGCUACAAACGCCUACACAGCCGGUCUCCUCCCCGAAUACGCCAGGAAAAUCGUGCCCUCAAAAGGAAUCUGCUGUCGCAUCAUCACCCCACCUUCCUCCACCCACCCAGAACUGAAAAACACCUACGGCCUCCGCCUCGGAAACGGAAGCCUAGAUUAUCUUAUCCCUCGCAACGACGGCUCUAUAAUCCUCGGUGGCGCGAGAAGUGCCUUCUUCUCCGAUCAUAAAAAUUGGUACAAUAACAUCGACGACUCAACCUUGAUCAAGCCUGCCGAGAAGUACUUUGAUGAUUACAUGCAAACCAAUUUCCUCGGCUGGGAAGAGAGCGGGGCACGAGUAGAUUGUAUCUGGACGGGCAUCAUGGGGUAUAAUUCCGACACGCUUCCGAGUGUGGGAGAGGUACCCGGUAGGGAGGGGUGUUUCAUCGCGGCGGGAUUUGAGGGGCAUGGGAUGCCGGUUAUUUGGUUGGUGAUGAAGGGGAUUGCUGAGAUGGUGGGAAGGGGGAAGGCGUUUGAGGAGGUGGGUAUUCCGAGGGUAUAUAGGACGACGAGGGAGAGGUUGGAGAGUGGGGUUGACGUUUUGGGGCCGAAGAAAGGGUAGUUGGGAAUGGAGCGGGCAUUUUGGGUAAGUGGGUUUGAAGAUAGGACAAAGAUGGGAGGUGUCGUGAAUACACUUAUGGUUUGAGGCGAGAAGACAGGCUUAAAAGUGCGAUGUUUUGAACUGAAUGAAGGAUGGGAGUAUUCCUUCUUCUCGCUUGAUUGGCAGGCGACUUUCUUUGCAAUUUUCAACUGCGAUUGGUGCCAUGUUGCACUGUAAUUUUAGCGCAAAGAUGGAGGAGGGCUGGGUGCCUAUUUCCCCAACGUGAUUUCCAG